Vanderwaltozyma polyspora DSM 70294 is the source of this 1650-nucleotide messenger RNA. It is a transcript of the gene TRM44, whose product is annotated as tRNA (uracil) methyltransferase. The record is from RefSeq and is a predicted model, not a curated record. The coding region runs from base 1 to 1650 and encodes 549 amino acids. Gene Ontology annotation, molecular function: tRNA (uridine) methyltransferase activity. The transcript has a single exon. Gene Ontology annotation, biological process: tRNA methylation. Lineage: Eukaryota; Fungi; Ascomycota; Saccharomycetes; Saccharomycetales; Saccharomycetaceae.
AUGGCAGCUGAUAAAGUUGCUAAAGAUUCAGAUCUAUUCGAAUACAAGAUUCAUGACAAAAGUAUUUUAGGUGAUGAUUGGUGUUGUAUAUAUGCCACUGGAUCAAAAGUUCCAUUCAAAAAAGAACAUUUUGAAAUGGCGAUGUUGAAUGUCAUUAGAGAACCAAAUAUCAAUUCAACAGCUGUAUUGAGAGCAGAUAUUUUGAAGGAAACACUAUAUGAUCUUGGUGUUGAAGAAUCGAAAGUUAUUAAGCAUACAGAGAAUGAAGUUGAAGUAAUUGAUCCUGAAUCUAAAGCAAUAGGAGUAUACGACAUGGAGGUUAGAAAUCCUAAAUUAAAUGAUGAAUUAGAAUUAAAAAUUUUAAGAGGCAUUGUAAGAAGAAUGGUUCCUAGAAAUCCAUAUAAAGAUUUUUCCAUAAAUCAAACUUGUUUGUUGAUGAAUAGUCCUCAAAAAUUUCCCGAGACUUCUUUAGUUAUUUAUACUCCACAUAUUAAAGAAGAAGACGAAUGUCCAUUUUAUAUACCACAUGUUGAAAGUGUGGGUAUUUUACUUCAUGAAGGUAUACUUUCAGUUCAUUAUAUUCCAUAUUCUGAUGUUUCAUCACUUAAUGACGAGUCUGAAAGAGUAGUGAGGACAGCAUGGAGGCUAUUACAAACAGCUUAUAAACACUCUAAAGGUGUAAUGCAAGGUUAUGAGAAAAGAGUAAACCAUGAUCAAGUUGUUGAUAAAGUUAAAUUUCAAGAUCGUUAUAUUAUCUUAAAGGGUAAAUAUUCAAAGUUCUUGAUUGAGAAUUGGGUCGAAUCCACUGAUCCAAAGAAACAUGUAUUUGAAGAUGUUGCAAUAGCGGCAUUUUUAAUUGAAUUAUGGAUAAAAAUAUAUGGAGAAAAUUUUCGUGAUAAGAUGCAAUUUAGAGAUUUAGGUUGUGGUAACGGUGUUCUAUGCUAUAUAUUGAUAGAAGAAGGUGUGAAGGGUAUUGGUAUUGAUGCUAGACAUCGGAAAUCUUGGUCAAUUUAUCCCAAUAAGAUUCAAAAUUGUUUAAAAGAACAAGUUAUAAUCCCAUCGGUAUUAAUUCGCCCUCAUCCUAACGUUAAGAAAGCGAUGCCAUUUUUGGAGACCAAUGGUAGUGUUUUCCCAGUUAAAGUUGUUUCUAACGAUUUGAUAGCACCAGCGACAGUAUUAUACUCAGGAGAAGAUUUGUUAAAAUCACCACAAGUUAAUGUAGUUGAAUUUGAAAAAGAUACAUUUAUUAUUGGUAAUCAUUCCGAUGAAUUGACCUGUUGGAUACCGUUGUUGGGCUAUCCGUUUAUGGUUAUCCCAUGUUGUUCACAUAAUUUGUCAGGAGAUAGAAUAAGGUACAAUGUUAGGAAAGCACAGCCGCAUCAUCAAGACAGUAGUAAAAUGGUUAAUAGUACAUAUGCUGGAUUAGUUGAUAGAGUUGAGUAUAUUGCAGAAAGAGUUGGAUGGGAAGUUGAAAAAGAGAUGUUGCGUAUACCAAGUACUAGGAAUGCAGCAAUAAUUGGGUAUAAAAACGAUAAAUUACCAGAAUUCCCUACACAAGAGGUGUAUGAUAUAUUAUUUGAAGAUGGAGGCCCACUAAAUUGGGUCCAGAAUGCUAUGAACUUAGUCAAGCGUAAUCCACGUAAUCACUGA